CACACGAGUGACGUUUUCAAAUUUUAGUGCCUGUACUUCUCGAAGAUAGAUGAAAAGGUGAAUGAUCAAGUUACAAAUGCAAGUAGGAGGAUCUUUGGCUGCUCUCCUUAAUACCGGAAAUAAGGAAGUAAAGUCUGAAGCGAUGAUUCUGUGUCUCGAUACUUGCAGGAGCGGAGGCGCAGCCACCGAGUGCUGAGCCGCCCAUCAAGUUGGUGGUGGAUGCGUAUGCAGCGGCCGCGUAGACAGGAUCAACUGCAGCUCUGCUAACUGCUAACGCUCAGACAGGAUCUUGAUCUGCUAACUCCAGUUCCAGCUGAUCUCCACUUCCAGCUGCUCCUCUCGAUACUGGCGGAGGCGCUUACGGAGCUAUUCGGCUCUACGAUUGGAGAGGGUACAGCGAAGAUCGACGCGUUGGGAGAACGAGGACGUAAGACGGCAAACGCAAACUGUGCUCGUGCACUAGGUUGAGUCAUCUAGUACUCACCACCUACAAUUCCAAUCUGAUACUCCACUUGUCCGUCUGUUUCCGGAGCACAGCGACGGCGGGGUCCUUUGACAUUUGAACGCCCUCGCCGCUCAGAUUACAGCAUUGGAGCAAAAUGCAGAAGCAACAGGUAGAGAACAGCUAUGCGCUGGCUCCGGAAUACCGGAUGAAAUUCCGGACUGCUGCUGUCAAGGAGAUACUGAAGGAAAUACUUGUUAUGGCGUUUUAAACUUUAUCAUCAAAAAAUACACGAAUCAUGCUAUUUGGUUACUCGUGCACAGCAUCGCUCAUUGGACAUAGGCAUAGACGUAGAUGAGGUAGACACUGCAUGGCAGAAGAUUGACAUCCGCAGCCUCAUCGCUUUCGUUGCAAUCAGAACAACUGAACUUCUAACGCAGCGCAGAAGCUUGAAGGAGUUUCGUAUCACGCCGAAGGCAGCAAUGCUCUCGCGAAGCAGGUAAUGUUCAAUAAAUGCUACUUUGGUAGAGUAGAUCGUUGUAAUUGUAACAAGAAGAUAUUACAUAUUAACUCCUCCUACUCCUACUCAAGAACCGACUCCAGCCGAUACUAUAGCCACACAGAGAUCAUUCUUCUCCUUCUUUCUCUUCAGGUAGCAGAUGAGAUGAAAGAACGGCUUCGGGACGAACAACAAGCAGGGAGGUUGGAUGCAAGAUACAAGGUGGUCACUCAGGUAAUUUUUUGGUCAAAUCAUACAAUUCUGGAAUAAUGCAGCCGAGACCGAGAGAGUGAUAUGUACUUGAUGCAGGACGUAGACGAAACUCCGUCCUCUUAAUCUUACUUGAUUACUUCUAAAAACUAAGAUUAUGAUUUUCUUGACCUUGUUGUAGCUUUUCUGCUUAUUUUUUACAGGUAUUCAUCCUGGAGCAGCGUGGACAGGGUGUGCGUGUCGGCCACCGCGCAUUUUGGGAUGAGGAAACCGAUAGUUUUGCCACAGAAUCAUACUCAAAUGACCACAUUUUUUGCAUUGCCACUGCCUAUGGUAUCUAUUUCUACUAGGUUGGUCAUAGUUUGGUUGAAAAUGAUGGACUUGCAGCCCACAGUAACCCCGACACCUUAGCUCUUUUAGCUCACGAUGAGAUUGUGGCACACCACAUGACAUAAUUUCACUAGCCACAGUUUGAUGUUGUUCCUUUACAAUUACAUGCUUCAGAGAAGCAUGAAGAAGCACGGUAGAAUAUUAUUGUCAACAUUGAUUUCUUCUAGUCCUCAUUCCCUUUGCGAUUUUCUCACAGUCGACAUCAUUUGCAACUAUUGAAUCGUUUUCUCGAGAACAGCGAAGAACAGUUAGAGGUAGACCAUUGAUUGGUCGUUUCAGCACGGCAAAGCUCUCACAGUCUUUUUCUUAAAGAGUCCUUGAACUGAAAGCGUAUGACCACUGUAGGAAGGAUGAAAGGAUGACCACCCCGACGUCUGUUUACGACACAAACUGCGUCGUCGGGACAGAACUUACGUUUCCUUCUCUGACGAUGUAGUUGCACUCUUGGGUCUCCUUGCAAUUGGCUGCUGAUUCUUGGAGUUUUCUUUUGUGUUCAUGCUUGC
This is a messenger RNA of Amoebophrya sp. A25, 2044 nucleotides long. Lineage: Eukaryota; Dinophyceae; Syndiniales; Amoebophryaceae. The record is from the annotation of a GenBank genome assembly.